Messenger RNA from Schistosoma intercalatum, 700 nucleotides. The record is from the annotation of a GenBank genome assembly. NCBI's taxonomy places the organism in Eukaryota, Metazoa, Platyhelminthes, Trematoda, Strigeidida, Schistosomatidae.
GUGGAGUUAAACAGUCUGGGUUACGCACUUUCGAAUUAUAUUUUCGGCGGGUAACCAGUAAGAUUUUGUAGGUGCAAACCACUUAUUCUUCAGGAAUAUAAGAUCGAGAGAUUAAAGAAAGCUCACUAAAUCAAACUUUGAAUAUAUUAGAACCUAGGAGAUACUCCUACGGAUAUAUUAGACAUGCAACGUUUGUUAACCUACAUCCCUCAAAAUUUGAAGGUGGUGCUCAAAGACCCAAUGACGUUCCUGAAACCUUUGUCUAUUGGGUGUAUUCGUAUGUAUCCUGGUGACGAAUUGGGACGAGGUGCAGGCAAGGGUGGUGGUACUGGUGGUUCUAUUCGGGAUGCUGGUGGGGCGUUCGGCAAAUUAGAAGCACGUAAUGAGGAAGAAUACUUCUAUAAAUUGCAACAACAACAGUUACAUGAAUUAAAGAAGCAUUUAGAAGAGGAACAUGAACGUGAAAAGAAGGAGAUCAAACGACUUGAAGAAUCACUCAAAAAACGGAAAAAAUUACUGGCUGAUCUUGAAAAGAAGCAUUAAUUGACAGGAUCAACCAUUUUCAUCGACUUGUAUUAGAUAUUAUAGACUGAAAUUCCAAUUAGCAUGAUAUGUAUCUGUGUAUAUGUAGAUUUUCACAUAUCCAACAGAUUUCUGUACUUAAAAGUCGAAUGAUGAUAAAUUACUGAAUAAUCUUUAA